Molecule: messenger RNA, 2490 nt
Organism: Owenia fusiformis
Lineage: Eukaryota; Metazoa; Annelida; Polychaeta; Sabellida; Oweniidae
Source: the annotation of a GenBank genome assembly
CAGUUAAAGCUCCAUUAAAAGCCCCUGAACCUGUGAAAGCCCCUGAACCAGUCAAGGCCCCAGUAAAAGCUCCUGAACCCAUAAAAGCUUCAGUAAAACCCCCUGAAACGGUUAAAGCUCCAGUAAAAGCACCAGAACCAGUUAAAGCUCCAGUAAAAGCCCCUGAACCAGUUAAGGCUCCAGUAAAAGCCCCUGAACCAGUUAAAGCUCCAGUAAAAGCCCCUGAACCUGUGAAAGCCCCUGAACCAGCCAAGGCCCCAGUAAAAGCCCCUGAACCAGUUAAAGCUCCAGUAAAAGCCCCUGAACCAGCUAAAGCUUCAGUAAAAGCCCCUGAGCCAGUUAAAGCUCCAGUCAGAGCCCCUGAACCAGCCAAAGCUCCAGUAAAGGUCCCUGAACCCGUGAAAGCUCCAGUAAAAGCCCCUGAACCAGUUAAGGCCCCAAUAAAAGCCCCUGAACCAGUUAGAGCUCCAGUAAAAGCCCCUGAACCAGCUAAAGCUCCAGUAAAAGCCCCUGAACCAGUUAAAGCUCCAGUCAAAGCCCCUGAACCAGUUAAAGCUCCAGUCAAAGCCCCUGAACCAGUUAAAGCUCCAGUUAAAGCCCCUGAACCUGUCAAACCCGCUAUUAAAGUUCCUCCAGUGACAGCUCCCAAGCCAACAGGUCCCAAAACUCCCCCAGUCGCUGCCCCUAAACCAACAGUUCAACUUGGAGCAGCCGGAACAGCUACUACUGCUCCUAAAACUGUCCCCCCUGCAUUAAAACCAACAGCUCCACCUCCCGGGGCUCUUCCAACAAAAGUUGCCCCUCCCACUGCACCCAAACCUGGAGCUAGACCUAUGAAACGGACUAUUUCUGCCCCAGUUGGUAGUGUUCACCCUGUCGCCCCACCCCCAGGGGUUAUAAUACCACCAGCCACAGGCCCCAAACCUGCCCCCAAACCAACUACUGCAUCUACACUUGCGUCAAGGCCUCCUCCAAAAUAAUGAUUUCAGAACUUAAGGUUAUGUAUAAUUAAAUGUUCGUUUUGCAUUUCUGGCGGGUCCUGGUUGUUGGUUCUCCAUUAAAACUAACCAGGACAAUUUGCUAAAUGAAUAAUUUAAUUAUACUGACCCUAUCUUGUGGAAGAUAUUCUGAUUGUAGCCAGCUUUGUAAAUCAGCAUUAGGUUUUAUAUCAUAUGGGACGUUAAACAUACAAUGUAUGUGGAAUAUGAAUUAAUCCUGAGUGUAUGUAGUCACAAUGGAUAUGUUUUUUCUGGAGUACAAAAUAGGAUGGAAAAGAGUGGAAUUAGCAUGAAAUUAUGUAAACAGGCAUGUAGUUAAUACUCUAAAUUGUAUAGAAAUGUAAAAAAUAAGGCAGUCUAUUUGGAAAAAAAAAUUCAUUCAAAUUGUGUCAAAAAUGCUCCGUAUGUUAAAAAAUGCUUGCAUCAAGUCCUUUUGGAGGUGACGUAUGGGGGUCAAAGUUACAAGGGCUUUAAGCAAGACUAACUUAAAGAGAAAACAUGUCCAUCUUGUUUGUAUACACAGGAUUACUUCAGAAAGGUUUUUUAUUAAUUAUUUAAUUAUCAUUUGUACAAUUGUAUUGUAAUAUGUGUGUGUAUCAUGGGGUAUCAUGAAAAUUUCAUCUAUUUAACAAAAUCACAGAUGACAAAUUUUAUCAAAUUGUUGAGAAGGUCAAAAGUAUUUGGUUGAAGGUCAUUUGAAGGUCGUCGUACUAAUCUCUGUUUCUUAAAAUGUGAAGUCAAAAUGUACAAUCUGCAGCACUUAUGUGAUUCAGGUUUUUAUGGAUUAACAAAUUAAUGAUUAAUAUGGAUUAACAGGUGAUUAAUGAUAGCCGGAUUAAUCUUUUAAAGGCAGCUAAAAUGUGUGCAGCUAUACAGUCUAUCACACAGACAUGGGAAAACAUGGAAACCCAUGUAAAUGAAUGGAUCUUAGGUCUGUGCAGAAGACUGAAAUAUUGUGCAUUUCUAAAAGGUUUUGAAUUGCUAAUUUGCCUAUUAAUUAUUAAUCUUGAUCGUCUCGAAUUGACUGUAAAAUAUGUACACCCCCUGGCCCAUCUCAGACACCGUCUAUCUACUUCACCAAAGAUGAUAUUUAACAGACAUGCUGAAUUAGUUAUUUGUUUGUGCUAAUGACGCUGAGCCCGAUGGAAGUACGAGUUGAUAUAAAUCUAACAACCAAUCAGAAGAUGGACCAGUGAUCACCUGACAGCUCUUUUUGAUAACCUUGAACACUUGUUAGAAAACUGUGAACGUAGUCUAGAAAACAUUUGCGUGUAAUAUUUUGACAAAAUGGUUUCAGAAAGAACAUCUUUUUUUGUGAUUUGUCUGUAAUUUUAAUAGAGUAGUUUAGAAAUAAAAACCCUUUUGUGAAUUUGCAUAGAAAACCUCUUACAGGGCUGGUAUAUAUUAAUUGAUCAGUCGUUUAAUUGGCAUAUUUUCUUGAAUUUUAACAUUUAAUGUCCCAAACUCCCACAAACUGCAGAAAAGUAUACCC